Messenger RNA from Cherax quadricarinatus, 2532 nucleotides. The record is from RefSeq and is a predicted model, not a curated record. Lineage: Eukaryota; Metazoa; Arthropoda; Malacostraca; Decapoda; Parastacidae.
AGUGGUGCAUCAACCACUGUACAAUACACUGAACUGCCUUAUAUUGUGUCCAGGUACAGAAACAUCAUGGCGGGAGCCAACAAGCGAACCAGCGUGUUCCUGACGGUGUUAGCGGUGGUGUUUGUGAUCAUCAUCAUUAUACUGUGUCUAGUGCCAAAACCCUGUCACGGUCCAGAGUGUGACAGCUCUCAGGUUGACCAGGCUAAGAGUAGAGGAGAAGCUCCUCCUGACGUGAUAACAGAUGCAGUAACACAAACCACAUCUACCACUACCACCAUUGCCGGGGCUCCUGCUACAUCUACCACUGCUUCCACUACUACUACCACCACCACUACUGCGGCUCCUACUACUACUACCACCACCGCCACCACUGCGGCUCCUACUACUACUAUUACCACCACCACCACUGCGGCUCCUACUACCACCACCACCACCCCUCUGGCUCCUACAACAGUAGAGCCAACUACACUUUCCUCAACAACUAAGCAGUCAGUCACAUAUACUACUGAAGAUGACUAUCCUGUGCUAGUAACUGACGAGUCUGCAGCAAUGACCUCAACAACACAGGAGCCAACUACACUGCGUUUAACAACUGAAGAAACAACUACUCUAUCUGCAACAACUGAAGAAACAACUACUCUAUCUGCAACAACUGAAGAAACAACUACUCUAUCUGAAACAACUGAAGAAACAACUACUCUGUCUGCAACAACUGAAGAAGAAACUACUCUGUCUGCAACAACUGAAGAAGAAACUACUCUGUCUGCAACAACUGAAGAAGAAACUACUCUGUCUGCAACAACUGAAGAAGAAACUACUCUGUCUGCAACAACUGAAGAAGAAACUACUCUGUCUGCAACAACUGAAGAAGACACUACUCUAUUAGCAACAACUGAAGAAUCAUCCACAUGGUCAUUAACAACUGAGGAGUCUACUGAUGAAUCGACUCUGAUGACUACCACAGAUGAAUCGACUUCUGAUAACUCUACAACAAUCUUCAACGAGACUAAAAGUGAGGGUAUAUGCAACACUACAUCCUGUAAGCGACUGGCUGCAAGAAUGUUGGACAUGAUGGACUUGGGCAACGUUGAUCCCUGUGAGGACUUUUAUCAGUACUCGUGCGGGGGUGUUUUAGACGACUUGUUCCUCGACCCUGAGGACCCCAAAGUGCAAGUUGAUAAUCUUAUCAAAAAUAAGUUGGUGAGUGGUUCCCCGAGUGACUCUGUUGCCGAACCAAUACAACAGUACUACAACAGCUGCUUGACGUUUACACUCGACUACAACGAAACUGAACGCUUGGAACAGGCUAGGAACCUAUUCAGCAAUGUUUCCUUUGAGUUUAAUCCUAAUCCAGCACUAAAGAAAGACGAAUUAUUGCCUGAGUACGACACGAAGUUCAAUUUGACGACUUGUUUGGCCAACAUGAUGAAGUUGCACUUUGCGCCAUUCUUUGAUCUGCACCUGGACGUAGAUGGCAGUGAUAAUAGCAAGUUUGCCUUGAAGUUGACUCCACCUUUGUUUAGUUCACCGUUCAGUGACGACCUAGCCAAGGCUGUCUGUCUCAAGAACUAUACUAACCGUCUUCAAGAAGCUGAACUGUCAACCAAACAGUUGGAUAUCAACAGUGAAUACAAAAUUUAUCAGAGGUGCAAGUCAUUUGAUGAUGGGCUCUCUGCCAGACUGGAGAGAAUGGAGCACGCAGUGGAGCACCUGAAGCUGAUGGAGCACAUUAACAACACAGUCAUUCAGGAUAAACUUUUAGCCCAGACGAGGUUUAACGCAAAUUUCUUCUUAGAGGCAAUAGCGGAGCACAUGCCAGAGAUUCCAGACCUACGCAGGGGAAAUAUCAGGAAGGAAUACCAAGAAUUUACACUUGAGCAGCUAGACCAUGGACCAGUCUUCACGUCUUCAGUAAUUAACUGGCAACAACUGGUGGAGGAAAUGCUGGGUCUUGAGAUCACCAACCCGGCAGAUGUCAAGGUUCAGGUCUACUUCCACGAACAACUCGAUGAAAUCGUCACAGAAAUAUCUGAAGAGUACAGGACUGACCCUCUGAACAUGCAAAACAUUUUGCUUCUCCUGUGGAGUGAGAGGAUCUACACGAGCCUAGUGGAGCCUUUCGGGACCUCGCUGAGCUCUCCUGACUACUGUUUCCGAGCCACGACUUUCCUCAUGGAGGACUUUGCUUCUUACCUCUACCUUGAUGCCCUCCAGCCUCACCUCUCCAGCAAGAAAUCUAAAAUUGAAAAUAUGAUAAAAAUUCACAAGAAGACGGCCGAGGAACAGUUACUUCGAAAAUUUAACGACGCUGAUAAUUCCAUGAUAGAUAAACUUCACAUGAUGUUGGGUGAAGUGGCUGAAAUAGAUAGGAUCAAAGAGGCACUUCAGCUCAACAUGCAAGGUGUUGAAUUAAGUGAUAACUUCCUGGACAACAGUGUGACACUACUACAGAGGUACCGCACCAUGAUGUAUGCUGUCUACUACAAGCAACCAAGUCACCCUCAAGUAAUGUAUGUUACCUCCAACACUUAA